Messenger RNA from Acanthoscelides obtectus, 1413 nucleotides. NCBI's taxonomy places the organism in Eukaryota, Metazoa, Arthropoda, Insecta, Coleoptera, Chrysomelidae. The record is from the annotation of a GenBank genome assembly.
UUGGGCCUAGUCACAUGCAGAUUCUUUAAGAGGUCCUUGAAUCAGAUUAUGCAAAAAUAGGAAUCGGAAGAGUUUUCCGAGCAGAUGUUCCAAUAUUAUCUGGACUAUUAUCCGAGUUCUGUGACCUGCAUUGGCGCAAGCGUGAGGGGAGGGGCCACUUGUCAACGUCAAGGCUGGUCCGCCAGUCCACGUGACACAUAAGCCACAAAACACUCUUUCAUCUGCUACUUUGACGUUAAACAUAUGAUUAUUUAAGGGUAUUUAACUUUCAUGUUGCCUCAACUGCUACGUUGGCAAUCCUGGCCGCGCAUGCGCAUGAAAUGCUCAUUUUCUCAAGUUAAGUUAGGUUAAAUCGUGCAUGAACCCACCUGUGAAACCUGCUCACACGUGCUUCUAACGGCGCAAAAUUUUCUGUAGAGGGUAAAUAUGGAUAACAGAACACCAAGACACAAAACUGAUAGAAAUACUAAUAGACGUGUACUGAACUGCACAACUGCAUCAGUUGGAGGUCCCUCACUUUUAGCACCUUCAAAUGUUGCGAUACUCCAAUGUGCAAAAAGUGACGGUAGUAGAGAGUACAACGAGUACCUAGUAGCACAUAUGAAAAAAUUAAUUGUGAAGGAAACUAUAGACAAGCACCAAACAGUUUUGAACAGGCAGCUUCUCUACAGAAAUCAAGACUUGAGAAAAAAGAACCAGCAGGUACAUUCAUUAAACAAGGAAAUAGAAUUGCUCGAAAUACAAAACAAUGUUGGUGAAAUUUUGACAUCCUUAGAGAAAUAUGCUACAGAAUGUAAGACUAUCAUUAAUGGAUACAAACUUUACUUUGAGACAUUUUGGAAAUAUUUAAAGGAUGAGUCAGAGAAUGUGAAACUAGAAAAUGUUAAGGUCAUCAACAAUCAAGAGGAAUAUGAUAAACUAAUGAAAGUAUUAGAAAAUUUAAGGAUUGUAACGGAUAAGAUUGUUAUUUCCAAUAGAGAUUUUGAAAAAAUUCAUAAAAUAGCUGAAAGCAUUAGAAUUUAUAAUGAACAGAAGAAUAUUGUAAAAGAAAAGCAGGAACAAACACACAAGAGAUUUAAAAAUAUAUUUUAUGACUUUCUAGAAGAUGUGUCCAACAUGCUUGCUGAAAAAUAUGAAGAAUAGUUGCUUAUGUGUCAUUCAUUUUUUUGUGUUUCUCCAUUGCUUAUUUUAUUAUUAAUUAUUAAUUGUUGUAUUUACUUAAUAAAUGAAACAAAAAUAAAGCUGCAAAGCAUGUAGAAUAUUUUAACAUUAUUGAUAAUUUUUACAAAUUGCUACAUUCAAAAUUAAUAUAUUUGUAUAUUGAUCUAAAUCUAUUCAACAUCUUACUACUACCACUAUGUGUAUAGUCAAAUGGCAUAUGAAAUUUCCUAGUUUCUAUAAAUUUUAUCAUCC